AUGAAUGUACUCAAACUUCAACGAAAGUAUCCACACUUUGAUCAGAGCGAAAUCUUCUCUUUUCAGGAUGCAUUUAGGAAGUUAGAUCCAGAUGACAAAGGCUAUUUGGAUGAGGCUAGUGUUAUCAAAGCUACCCAACAAUCUGAGCGACAACCAUAUGAUGUGGUGCGCCAAGCUCUAAAAGAGGUUGAGCUUGAUAGCUCACGUCGGGUGGAGCUUGAAGACUAUGUGGAUCUUAUUUCCAAACUCCGCUCGGUCUCGUUACAGAGCAAGCCGUCUGGUCCUACUCACGCUGCCCAAGGAAACGGAGCAGGCCCGUCUAAGCACGUUUCCAAGGGUAGUGUUGGUGGUAAAAUUCAGGUCCAGGGUUCUUCCGCAAAUGUCACACAUACAAUCAACGAAGAUGAAAGAACCGAGUUCACAAGGCACAUUAAUGCUAUUCUUGCUGGCGAUCCAGAUAUUGGCCAUCUUUUGCCGUUCCCAACAGACACCUUCGAAAUGUUCGAUGAAUGCAAAGAUGGAUUGGUAUUGGCGAAGUUGAUCAACGAUAGCGUUCCUGAUACUAUUGAUGAACGUGUCCUGAAUAAGGCCGGGAAAAAGAUCAAGCAACUUAAUGCUUUUCACAUGACUGAAAACAACAACAUCGUUAUCAACUCGGCUAAGGGCAUUGGUUGUUCAGUUGUGAACAUCGGAAGUGGCGAUAUCAUCGAGGUUCGCGAACACCUUAUUCUUGGCCUCAUUUGGCAAAUCAUCCGCCGGGGUCUCUUGGGCAAGAUCGACAUCAAACUCCAUCCAGAGUUGUAUAGACUGCUGGAAGAGGACGAGACCCUGGAACAAUUUUUACGUUUGCCUCCAGAGCAGAUACUGCUUCGUUGGUUCAAUUAUCAUCUGAAAAACGCCAAAUGGGAUAAAAGGGUGACGAACUUCUCCACCGACGUGAAGGAUGGCGAAAAUUACACAGUUCUCCUCAACCAAUUGGCGCCUGAUCUUUGCUCGCGAGGGCCGCUCCAAGUUCAAGACCGACUCCAACGGGCCGAGCAGGUUCUGACGAACGCUGACAAGUUAGGUUGCAGGAAGUUUUUGACUCCAACCUCGCUUGUUGCCGGGAAUCCAAAACUCAAUCUUGCAUUCGUUGCGAACUUGUUCAAUACCUGUCCAGGUCUUGAUCCGAUCACUGAAGAAGAAAAGCUUGAAGUUGAAGACUUUGAUGCUGAAGGUGAAAGAGAGGCCAGAGUUUUCACCCUCUGGUUAAAUUCUUUGGAUGUUCAGCCAGCUGUGAAUUCAUUGUUUGACGAUCUCCAGAACGGGACCGUCCUGCUGCAGGCAUACGAUAAAGUGAUUCCCGGUAGUGUCAACUGGAGGCAUGUGAAUAAGCCACCUGCGUCUGGCGGAGAUAUGAUGCGAUUCAAAGCUGUCGAAAACACAAACUACGCUAUCGAACUUGGGAAGCAUAUUGGCUUCUCCCUUGUCGGCGUUCAGGGUGCCGAUAUUACCGAUGGUCAGCGAACAUUGACUCUGGGAUUGGUGUGGCAAUUGAUGCGAAAAGAUAUUACCAACACACUUUCAUCCUUGGCGCAACGAAUGGGCAAACAUGAAAUUACAGACAUGGAAAUGAUUCGAUGGGCAAACGACAUGUCUCGAAAGGGAGGCAAAGCAUCAACCAUCCGUAGUUUCAAGGAUAAGUCUAUUGGAUCCGGUCUCUUCUUGCUUGAUGUGCUGAGCGGCAUGAAGAGCAGUUAUGUUGAUUAUGAUCUCGUCACUCCUGGCCGGACUGAUGAGGAAGCAUAUGCAAAUGCUAAACUGAGCAUCAGUAUUGCAAGAAAGCUGGGUGCCACGAUCUGGCUUGUUCCUGAGGAUAUCUGUCAGGUCCGCUCUCGUCUAGUGACCACGUUUAUUGGUUCUUUGAUGGCUACAUACGAGAGCAUGCAGUGA
Aspergillus ruber CBS 135680 is the source of this 1932-nucleotide messenger RNA. RefSeq names its product fimbrin (gene sac6). The record is from RefSeq and is a predicted model, not a curated record. The transcript is spliced from 5 exons. Lineage: Eukaryota; Fungi; Ascomycota; Eurotiomycetes; Eurotiales; Aspergillaceae. Gene Ontology annotation, cellular component: actin filament; actin filament bundle; cytoplasm. Gene Ontology annotation, molecular function: actin filament binding. Gene Ontology annotation, biological process: actin filament bundle assembly; actin filament network formation. The coding region runs from base 1 to 1932 and encodes 643 amino acids.